AAAAAAAAUCUCUCUCCCUUCCGUUUGCCCCUUCCCUUCCCUCUCUUCUUUGUACAAAGUUACAAACCCUCUAAGCCUUGGUCGUCUGUCGGUCGACUGUGGAACUUGCCGCCAGCCGUUGGAAGCUCGUGCCCGUUGGAAAAGGCUCGUUCGAAGCCUAGUCAGGAAGGAACACUAGCUCAGAGAAAGAGAAAGAGAGAGGGAGAGGAAGUGUGGGAGAAAUUGCGGAUCGAACGAGGAGGGGAGAGGUGAGGAGGCAUUUGGCACUCGAGAGUGGAUCGUUGAGGUCAGCACCGUCUCUCUCGAGCUCCGUCGCCAGUCCGCAGUUCAUCAUCGCGCCGCCAUCCUGAUUGAGGAAGUCCAUUGCCCAUACCCAUUUGCCAGCCUUCUUGACCGGUUCUGGGAAGUUGCACUCGUGCUGAUCGUGGGAAAUCCGUCCCUCGUUGACCGCCGUCCGAAAUCAGCAUCAAUUACUGAUCAACGACCGUGAGGAUUUGGUUUUUCCUCUUUCGACGAUGAAUCCUGUUGCUGUUCCUGGCCAAUAUGCUACUCCACCUACUUGGUUUCCUGUUUUACCACCCAAUCGUCCUCCAUCAAGUGCCUUUUGGGACAGCACCAGUGUCCAUGAUUGGUUACGAGAGCUACAGGAAACACUUUCUAUUGCAAGAGCAAUGCAAAAGGAGCUAGAGAUGUUAGUGCUGAUUAAAGAUAAUGAAGAUGUAAAAAGUAGGUCUGCUGAUGCUUCAGUUCAUCAGUUUUUGAAACACAUUGAAGAUUGCAAUUUUGACAUUGGGUUCCAAGAGUCAUGCUCAGUACAAGCCGCAAAUGCUUUGAUUUCAAAGUUGAGGGAACAGCUUGAGCCGUUUAGAGUUGUUACUGACGAGAAUAGUCCCUGGGAGGAGAAAUCUGCGGCUUUUAGAUUGCGUAACAGAGUAAAUAAGUCCAAGAGGAACAAGCUUUGGAGAAAGAGAAAGAGAAUACGAGUUGCAGAGAGGGUAGAACAGGAGCGUCAACGAUUUGAUCAAGCUGAUAAAGAAGCUGAUGAGUGGAGGGCAAGGGAGAUUGCCAUGGAUAUUUCAAGACGAAAGGUAGAGAAAAUGAAGGAAAUAGCAAAGAUGAAGGCGAAGGAGGAGAAAAAGAGAUUGGAAUCUGAGCUUGAGCUGGUUCUGAUUGUGGAGAAAUUGCAAGAGUUAAGGUCCAUCAGAAUCCAAAAGUUGAAGAAGCUAGGGCAUUUCAUCCCCGAAGAAGAUGAUGAGUUUCUUGAGAGAGUUCGAGCUGCAGUUGAGGAAGAAGAGCGCCUGGCAGCUGCUAAAGCUCAUAUUGAUGCUGCUAAGGAUGCCAUUGCAAGUGCUGAAGUGUCUAGGAAACCCACUCAGAGCUCUGAACCUGAGACAAAAGAUCUAAAUGACAAUAAACCUGGAAACUUGGAAACAAGAGACCAGACUACUGAGGCUGAAGUUGUUACAUCCACGGAAACGAGCACUGCAUGUGAUGUGAACCAAGUCUCAGAUGGGAAUGCUUGUGGUGGAACUUAUGAUUCUGUGGCCAAUCUUCCAGCAGAGUUCUAUCAUUAUUAUCAUGGGAGUAACCAUGACAUGAGUACACUCAUCGAGGUUAGAAGAACAUGGGAUGCUUAUAUAAGACCAGGAGGAAGCCGAAUACCAGGCCACUGGGUUCAACCACCACCACCUGCGGAUGAAGUCUGGGCGUCCUACUUGGUGAAGCCAAAAUAAGGAAAUCUUUGUUUCGGUUUUGGUGAGUCUUCCUGAUUGAAGGUACAAUGGUGGCCACUGAAUUUAGCUGACCUGUAGCUCAUGACUUUUAAUUUUUCGUCUUCAAGAAUUAGCCAAUACAUAAGCUAUAUCAUCUGCGUCUUCAGCACAUGUCUUGCUCCGGUGGAAGGCUUUGGUUCCAUUUUCUUUUCGUCAUUCUGAUGAAGACGGUUCUGUAAAUCAUCUUGAGGAAACGAUCUAUGAGUUUUGCUGUCUAUGAUCCAAACUGUUCCGUGUUUGCCUUUUUA
Punica granatum (pomegranate) is the source of this 2020-nucleotide messenger RNA. The record is from RefSeq and is a predicted model, not a curated record. Lineage: Eukaryota; Viridiplantae; Streptophyta; Magnoliopsida; Myrtales; Lythraceae.